AUGCGGUUCAACGACGGCAAACGAUCUUUGGUGGUAAAGUUCAUUGUGUUUCUAGCAAUUCCUCCUGUUUUGUACAACUUUGUGGAAAUUAGUGAGUUUUCAAACAAUGUUUUCGAGUCCGUUGGUCUGAAAAAGACUGCCGAAGCCAGGGAGUUGGAAGGUGGGCAUUUGAAGGUGACCGACAGCCAUCAUGCCAUUUUAUUGAACAAGCUCAGCCAUCAACUGGAUGAACUGGAUCUUCCACCAGAACAGGAACAAGAGUUGGUGGAGAGUUUUCUUGCGGAAAUGAAGAAGAAGCACACUGGUAGCAAGAAUCUCAAUAAGGAGAAAGACUCUUCAGUUUUGGAUGGCGAAAAGGAGACAGUGGAGACAAAAGCGACAACAGGAACGACUCCAAAUCCAACCAAGGCAGCUGCUGCUCCUAAACCCACCAAACCAAGUCCCACAGAAGCCGAACUGCCAAGACCAAAAUAUGACAUUGCGGACAAUACAAACUACCCACUGAUUCCUGUGAUUGACUACAACUAUGAGCACGAUUUUGUCCAAUACCGAGACCACCGAAACAGAUUUGCACUGCCCGAGUGGCUGGACGAAUUCUUAAAGACCCAACCUGCCAACAACCCACAAUCCCAUCAUGAAAUGCUCACCAAUCCAGACAACAAAUUCAUUGUCAUAACCUGCUACAAAUAUGGCAAUAAAAAGCUAGAAGACUGUGGUGGGCUUUCCGAUCGAUUGGCACUAAUGCCCUACCAGCUGUGGUUGGCACACAAGACAGGACGCAAGUUCUUGAUCAAAUACUACAAACCACUCCCCUUUGAAGAAUUCUUAGUCCCACCACCAGAUGGUUUUGAUUGGAGACUACCAGAUGGGUAUUUGAUGGACGAAUGGUACGAAUAUGGCAAUCGCACUGCAACCCAAUACAAGGCUGAACGAAGAGUUGCCUGGCACAAGAGAAUGGAACAGGACGAAUGGAAAGACAAAAAAGUCAUCUUCAUGAAUUCCAAUUUGGCCAUUCCAGAAGUCCGACCACAACAAGACAAGCUUGUGGGGACACCAGAAGAUGAACUCUGGCCAGCGCUCUUUCGACGUCUCUUUCAACCUUCCCCCGGAGUGGCCAAGUCCCUGUCACCUCUCACCGAAAAAGUAAAGGCAGGGACUUAUGCUGUGGCGCACGUGAGAGCAAAAUGGCCCAAUCCAGCCUUUGGUAGACUCAAGUACAAGAAUCAAAAAUGGUGGAAGGCAGAUAAAGAAGGUGGUGAAUUAGACAUGGAGGAUACCAACACCAGUCGCAUUAUUUCCACCUUGGCCAACCAUGCCGUUGAAUGUGCCGUCCGGAUCAUGCCAGAAACGGAAUAUGUGUAUCUUGCCAGUGAUUCUUCAGAAUUGGUUGUUUACUUGCAAACGCAGAGUCCAUAUUGGAGUAGUACUGGUGAGAUUUCGAAAAUGAGCUGGCCUGGGGCAGAUCCUGCCAUGGCCAAUAGUACCAAUGCCACGGAACAUGGUUGGGGUGUCCCAGCUUGGGAAAUCCCCACAACCGCAAGGACAAUUGCAAGACCAGAUUUUGAAAAGGCGGCACCACAUUUUGAUGGUGCCAAAUGGGAUCGACCCGAAGGUGGAUACCCGGUCUUUGAGGACAUGUGGAUGUUGGCACAUGCCAAGUGCCAUACCACUGGAGUGGGUGGGUUUGGACGACUGGGGUCGGUGCUAUCGGGUAAUCGAAAAAUAUGCGCAUCUAGACAUCGCGAUUAUAACGAGAUGGCAUGGUCAUGUCCUACUCCCGACGAAAGAAAGGCGUUCAAGGCAAUACACCCUGGGAUCAAACGACGGAGGAGGAGACAGAGGAGACGUCGUCGGAACUAG
Messenger RNA from Seminavis robusta, 1860 nucleotides. Lineage: Eukaryota; Bacillariophyta; Bacillariophyceae; Naviculales; Naviculaceae. The record is from the annotation of a GenBank genome assembly.